GAAAUGACGGAAACUCCAAAGCAAAACCAAAAAACACCAUUGAUUUCAGUUAGCAAGAUAUCAGAGCUUUUUCAACACCUGGCUUCCCUCCUCUUCUCCAUCCGUCCCUCACACACUUCUAAAUUUGCUUUUCAUUUUUCGACCGUUCACACUUACUAACAGAGACAAAAUGACAACCCCUCACCCACUUAAACUUUUAUUAUGAACGAACCUCGUUCCCCGUCAUUAAAGAUUGGAAAUCUUCCCAAGUCCCAACUUCCCCUGCCCCCACUCCUAGCUAUAUUUCUCUCAUCUUUUGGCUCAAUGCACAAACUCCUCCUCUAAAAAUUUUAAAAAGGAAAAAAGGCUCCCUUGAAUGAACAUUGCACAAAUGUCAGUCUCAUCACUGCCAUGGAUGUACAUUUGGUCGCAAAACGCCAGACCCACUAAUCUCAUCCUCUUUGGUCAUAAUUACACUAACCUCCACCCACUCACCGAAAACUCCAUUUUUCAAUAUCACAAAAAGAGAGGAAAGAGUACAGACACACACAAAGAAAAAAGAGAGAGAAAAGGAAAGCAGAAGGCUUUUUACAGUAGCAGAAGCAGCAUUGGCUUGGAGGUGAUUAUGGCGAUGAUGGAGAUUACCGAGGCGUAUGGUGUGUUGGCAGAUGGAAAUGCAUCAUUUGUUGUAGGGGACAUGACCAACACUAACACUAGUCCUCCUAUGAAUAAUGUUGUUGGGGCUACUCCUCAAAGCACCAAAAGAAGUCGCAGCCAGAGGCGUAGGCGCUCUUCCCUCAACUUCGGCUCCCUGGAUUUUCCAUCCUUCCCUUCCCACGUGCCACCACCUCCUCCUCCUUUGCCCCUCGCACGUGCACUUGAACCAACAGGGUUCAGAUUUCUCUUUGACAAGCAGCUUCAUAACAGUGAUGUCAGCUCCCUGAGGAGAAUCGUUGUGCCCAAGAAAGCAGCUGAGGAAUAUCUUCCAGCUCUUGAGAUCAAGGAAGGGUUUCCCAUCACCAUGGAUGACAUGGACGGUAUCCAUGUUUGGACUUUCAGAUACAGGUAUUGGCCAAAUAACAGCAGCCGAAUGUAUGUGCUGGAAAAUACUGGUGACUUUGUCCAAAGACAUGGAUUGCGCCAAGGAGACUACUUUGCACUCCACUACAAUGAUCAAAAGCAGAUAUAUGGCAUUGAAGCAAGGAAAGCUGGAAGUGGAGCAGUAUUCCGUGGUUAUGAAGCGGAGGACAUGAUUUUAACUGAUUAUGGACAGGCUGCAGGUGAUGGGAAUCAGGUGCUUAUGAAUGAACCAGAAAUGGAUAUGUCCAGCUUUUACUUCCCUGCAAUGGACAAUGAGAUGGGCAUGUCCUUCAUUUAUGAUACCAGCUUCUGGAACGAGCCAGCCUUCGAUUUUGUAGGGGGUCCUACGACCUAUUACUCAACUAAUGUGUUCCCAAUGCCAAGCUUUGGAUCCAUUGAAGACAGCUUCUCUGUUGAUGAUUUCUAUUGAGGUCUGCACGGGCAUAGUGAAAUAGGGGGAUACAUACUACUAAUCCUGUGCAAACCUUGUAAUCUAAUGCAUACUCCUACCGUAAUGUUUUGAAGUAAAAAGCGGAUACUCCAGUUACUAGCACAAGGAACUUUACUAGUAAGUUAAGGUUUCUGUUUUUUGUUUUUCUGGUAAGGGCGGGCUGAGACUUCUUUGGUUGUUUUGUACUUUCUUUGGUUGAUGGCUUCUGUAGUGAAGUUGGGGUCAAAAACUCUUUACCGCCGUAAAUGUAAUAAGCUGGAGACUUUAGAAAUGGAAAAAUAUGAAAUAAGAAGGUGCAUAGUUCGGGCU
This is a messenger RNA of Lycium barbarum (goji berry), 1819 nucleotides long. RefSeq names its product B3 domain-containing transcription factor FUS3. Bases 356 to 1489 code for a protein of 377 amino acids. The record is from RefSeq and is a predicted model, not a curated record. Gene Ontology annotation, molecular function: DNA-binding transcription factor activity; DNA binding. The transcript has 6 exons. NCBI's taxonomy places the organism in Eukaryota, Viridiplantae, Streptophyta, Magnoliopsida, Solanales, Solanaceae.